AAAAUGUUGUUGCUUUGGAUUUUAUUAAUCUAAAGCAAAGUUAUUCUGAUCAACACAAUUGAAUUGUUCAGUUGUCUGCUGAGAAAUGUUAUUCUGUGUGACAUACUGGCUCAAGAAUAGCCUCUCAAUCGAUUGGCAACUGCUUUCAAGAUCCUCUUAGUUUCUUUUGUUUUUUAAUAUUCAUGUAGAAUUUAUUUCUUGAAAAGUUGUGUAAAUUUAUAAAAAAAAAAAAAUUGUAGGUUCUAUAUGCUUCAUAUCUGGGUCCAUUGAAAUGAAAAACACGUAUGUACCUGAAAAUGAAGUUGUAAUCUGGCAAUGGCUUUUUGGCAAGAGUGUCACUAGUAUUGUUCUUCGCAAUUCUGGUCUAAAUGAUGGAUUUGUUGGAAUUGCUGCACCCUCUCUUGCAAGGAUUCUCCCAGUUUGUUUUAUCACAUUAACCAAAUUUCACUAAUUUAUUCAUACAUUUCUAGGAUGUGUUAAUUUUAUGAGCGGUCUGUGAUCCCAAAAUUAUAGUUAUAUACUACAAGUAAUUAUAAGUUCUUUGUGCUUGGUUCACUUUUGCUUUUCAGAUUGAUUUGGCAAUGUUCAGGGGAGAGCUUUUAUGUCAGGUAAGACUGAACUCUUCUUUUAGUCCGUAAUCGUUUUGCAUCAUGAAUCAUUUGUUUUUGGUAUUUCUGUCUUUGUAGUUGCACAUCUAGAUGCUUUAAAUUGGGUAGAACAAGCUCUUUUUUUGUUACAUCUUACAUCAGCUUAUUUGUUUUCUGUGAUCAUGUUGACUUCUUUUAUAGCCAGAUG
Rubroshorea leprosula is the source of this 795-nucleotide messenger RNA. The record is from the annotation of a GenBank genome assembly. Lineage: Eukaryota; Viridiplantae; Streptophyta; Magnoliopsida; Malvales; Dipterocarpaceae.